AUGUGGGCAGUCGCCAAGCCUUUGGAUGGAAGUGCUAAUGCUACUGAGCUUACGUCCAAAGCAGCCAUAGAAUCGGUGCUAGAUGUUGAUGAUGAUGACCCCCGUGGCAAAGACAGGGCACCUUGCCGCAGGUUCAGCCGGUCUAUUCUUGUCCUGACUCCGCAGGGAGCCUUUAAAUUCAAUGCGCUGAAUGCAGAAGGCCAUUUCUCUUGGCUCAUUGCAUUGUCUUACGUGUGCCGGUCCUGUCGUGACCAAAGUUGUACCAACAAAUAA
Messenger RNA from Aspergillus tanneri, 273 nucleotides. RefSeq lists its product as uncharacterized. The coding region runs from base 1 to 273 and encodes 90 amino acids. NCBI's taxonomy places the organism in Eukaryota, Fungi, Ascomycota, Eurotiomycetes, Eurotiales, Aspergillaceae. The record is from RefSeq and is a predicted model, not a curated record. The transcript is spliced from 2 exons. Gene Ontology annotation, biological process: maintenance of protein location in cell cortex. Gene Ontology annotation, cellular component: cell cortex. Gene Ontology annotation, molecular function: phospholipid binding; protein binding.